AUGUCAGGCAAGGCCUUUGUAUACUCAGUUAUAGUAUCAGUCAGUGCUUCUAUACUUACUUACAAAAUCAUCAAGUCUUUGAAUGGGGCUGCGAAAGAUGUCCCCAGAAAGCGUGAAAAUGUUGCUGACUUGAUAGGAAAUACACCAAUGGUUAGAAUCAAAUCUUUGUCUGAGGCAACCGGCUGUGAGAUUUAUGCCAAGUUAGAACUUGCAAAUCCUGGAGGCUCGGCCAAAGAUAGAGUUGCAUUGUCUGUCAUCAGGCACUUUGAAGAAAUUGGAGAGUUAGUGCCUGGAAGAGGAGAUGUAUUGUUUGAAGGCACUUCUGGUUCAACAGGAAUUUCAUUUGCAAUGUUAUGCAAUUCUCUUGGCUACACUGCCCACAUCUGUUUGCCCGAUGACACCUCUUUAGAAAAACUUCAGCUUUUGGAUAGUUAUGGUGCAGAGAUUGAGAAAGUAAAGCCUGCAUCGAUUGUUGAUCCAAACCAGUAUGUCAAUGCAGCUAGGAAAGGAGCACUAGCACUCAGAAAUGAUAAAUCCACACAAGCAAAUGGGGUUUUUGCUGAUCAGUUUGAAAACGAUAACAAUUGGAGAGUUCAUUAUAACACUACGGGGCCCGAAAUUUGGGAGCAAAUGGAUCACAACAUUGAUUAUUUCAUUACGGGCUCUGGAACUGGAGGAACUAUUGCUGGAUGUUCCAAGUUCCUGAAGUCUGUCAGCAGGAAAGUCAAAAUAUUUUUAGCUGAUCCACAGGGCUCAGGUAUGUUCAACCGAGUAAAAUAUGGCGUGAUGUACGACACUGUGGAAAAGGAAGGUACUAGACGUAGACAUCAAGUUGAUACAAUAAUUGAGGGUGUUGGUUUGAACAGAAUUACUCAUAAUUUUCUUCAGGGUGAACACUGUGUCGAUGAUGCCAUUAGGGUUACUGAUGAGCAAGCAGUUCGCAUGGCUAGAUUUUUAAGCUCAAAUGACGGAUUGUUUGUAGGUUCAAGCAGCAGCAUUAAUGCUGUUGCGGCAGUCAAAGUGGCUAAAAAUGCAGCCCCUGGUUCUAGGAUAGUCAUUAUUGCCUGUGAUUCCGGCUCUCGUCAUUUAUCUAAGUUUUGGAAGGAAGCAUUAAAAGUGGAUAAAAACCUUACACUGGAAGAUGUUUUGAAUGUAUGA
Pichia kudriavzevii is the source of this 1158-nucleotide messenger RNA. RefSeq lists its product as uncharacterized. Gene Ontology annotation, cellular component: cytoplasm. Gene Ontology annotation, molecular function: cysteine synthase activity. The transcript has a single exon. The record is from RefSeq and is a predicted model, not a curated record. Lineage: Eukaryota; Fungi; Ascomycota; Pichiomycetes; Pichiales; Pichiaceae. Bases 1 to 1158 code for a protein of 385 amino acids.